CAUCGAAGAAGAAAACGUCCGAUUGGAUAACCUCACAGAGUUCAAAGGUGACACGCAUUUUACAACAUGGCGGCCCCCUUCGAUGACAUGUUUUCGCGGUGCGGUGAUCCCGGUAAAACUGCUAACUGUGUGGAAGUCCGAUUUAUCGACAACGUCAAGGGUAAAGGACUGUUCGCCAAGAGACCGUUCAAAAAGGGCGAGACAAUCUUUACUGAGCGUCCCCUUGUGUCUGCUCAGUUCUUGUGGAAUGCUUUGUACAAGUAUAAAGCUUGUGAGUACUGUUUGCGUGCUCUGGAGACAGCAGAGGAAAACGCACGCAGGCUCAGCGCUCGGCCUGCCCUCAGCCUCCCCCACCCUGAGCUGUGUAAAGUCCGGCCUGAGCUGCACCAGGCCUGUACUCACUGCCAGAUGAUGUACUGUAGCAGCGAGUGCAGGCAGGCUGCAUGGGAUCAAUAUCACCACAUUCUGUGUCUGGGCCCUUCACAUCAAGAUAAUGAUCAUCCAAUCAACAAGCUGCAGGAUGCAUGGAGGAGUGCACACUAUCCUCCAGAAACCUCCAGCAUCAUGCUAAUGGCCAAAAUGGUUGCAGUUGUCAAGCAGGCUCAAGAUAAGGGGCACUGGCAGAGGCUGUUUUCUCACUUUUGCAGCCGUGCUGCUAACGAGCAGGAGGAAAUAGCACACAAACUGCUAGGAGAGAAGUUUCAGGACCAGCUUGCAUUGCUGCAUAACCUUUUUACCACAGCACUCUAUGACGAUCACCUGAGUCAGUGGUUCACUCCAGGUGGCUUUCGCUCUCUCUUCGCGCUUGUCGGGACCAACGGGCAGGGCAUCGGAACCAGUUCUCUUAGCCAGUGGGUUCAUGCUUGUGAUGCACUGGAGCUUCCUCACCAGCAGAGGGAGCAGCUGGAUGCCUUUAUUGACCAGUUAUACAAGGACAUUGAUAAAGAAACGGGCGACUUCCUCAACUGUGAAGGAUCCGGUCUCUUCCUUCUCCAGAGCUCAUGUAACCACAGUUGCAUACCGAACGCGGAAGCAUCCUUCCCUGACAACAACUUCCUGCUUCAUCUGAGCGCCCUGAGUGACAUCAGCCUUGGCGAGGAAAUCUGCAUCAGCUACUUGGACUGUUGCCAACGAGACAGGAGUCGUCAUAGCCGGCACAAGAUCCUGAGAGAGAACUACCUGUUCGUGUGCUCAUGUCAAAAGUGCGUGGCCCAGAUGGAUGAUACGGACGUGACCUCGGAGGAGGAGGACGAGGGGGAAGGAGAGACUGAAGGGGAUGAAAUGGAGGACGAGAUGACCGACGUGUGAUGACGUUUCGGGUCCCCCCCACCACCACCACCACCAACCAUUUCAUACCUGUCUUCUUGUGGAUAUUUACUCCUUCAUAUCAUCAUAAAGAAAAGCACUCGGCUCACCAUAACGAACCUGCAGCUCUGUUCAUGCAAUAGGAGAGUAAGCUCUUGGCUAUGCAAAGUGUUUUGUCUCACUUUUACACCUUUAAUUACCAUCACAUUAGUGGUGCCAGGAAUGCUUCCAUUUCCAUUUUUUCAGACUGAUUCAUUUUACAUUGAUAUAAAAAAAACAACAUAUUGUAACGCAUUUCAUCUAUGCACUUACAUUUUUGAUAUGUGAUGGUGUUCUAACACAGCAUGAAGUCUUUGAAAGACAAAAUCCACAUUUCAUCAGCCUUUCUGGACUGUAGACAUAACAAACCCAUGCAAUGUCUGCACCAAUAUUUUUGUUUACUUGGCCAAAAAAAAAACAGUGUCUGCUUUUGCUGAAAGGACAUAGGGUGUCUCUAACCUCCUUAAACUCACUGAAUCUGUAAGUUACUUCAGACGUCUAUUGCUCAAUCUCAUUACUACGGUGCCCUCCAGGAUUAUUGGCAUCCUUCAUAAAAAUAAACCCAAAAAAAAAAAACUUUUUGCACAGUAAAUCAAAAUUUCCACACAAACAACAGGAAGAACUAUUUACCUUUUGUUCUGACAGUAAGAAUUCUUUAAAAAAAAAAAAAAAAAGCAAACCAAUUGUUGUUCUUCAUACCCCCCCCCCCUCGUUUUAUCACAGUUCCCCAGGAAUACUGUUGUUGCCUUUAACUAUGUCGUGUUUCUGUGCAAUAAGAAUACCAAGUGUUGUUAUAUUCAUUACCUAAAAUUCCCAACCCUUAUUAUUGGGAAGAAACCAAAGAUCUAGAUAAGACGUUCAGCGUACGCCCCGACACCCCACACACCGAUGAGGAUGAUGAAGGAUCUAAUAGUAAUAUUGUGUUUACUAUGUGUUUACUUACAACAUAUAGUAAGUGUUGUGUUAUGAGAAGAAAAGCCUUCCAAACUUGUUAGAUAUUUCAGCAAGCAUCUCAGAACAGGUGUUAUAUUAAGGGUAGAGUCACUUAUUAAUUCUAAGGGUACUGAUCAUUUUGUAGACCACUACUUUAAUAUAGUUAAUACAUUUUCAUGUUGUUGAUAUAUAAACAUUUAUCUUGUGUUGUUUUUUUUUUUGUUUUGUUAUGUACGACACCGGAUGUAUGUUUCCCGUUUGUUCCGUUCCGUUCUUGAAUCAGUUUACUAAAUUAAUUUCUGCUAAUUCUAUGCUAUAAAAGUAAAUGUAAGUGAAUAACUCAUUAUAAUAUCCAGAUAGGCAUUAAGGAGUUUAUCAGCGAGACUUAACAGUAAAUAACUGCAGUUCUGCCAGUGCUGACAAUCUGAACGAGUCUGUAGUUAACAGCAGGGUUUAGCUGAUCUACAGUUAUGUUUCAGGUAUGCAGCAUUAGUUUCACUACAUUAACUGCCAAGCAGAUGCAUUUUGCCUCAGGAUUUUUUUUUUAUUUUUUGAUGUUGAGCGAGGAGUCACCACAGCAUCGCAGGAGGUAGGAAAACACCUCCGAUUGCAUUUUUCCACCUCUUGUCAUAAUCCCCCAGCAUUUAAUACAGUCAUCUUGUAUUUAUGAAAUUCGCUUUGGGAACUUUUCUCACUUGUUCUCUAUCGUGCACAGCGUUCUUGACAAAUCCUGUCAGCUUCAUCAACAUCAUGCCAGAACAAUUCAACAUCGCAAGCGGCAGAUGCUGAAUUAUCAUAACUGGAGAUCUUUGAAAUGCAAUAAUAAUCAUGUGAUGACUUGAGCGUGAUCAGUACACGAAAGGAAACGUUUCUUGAACAAUCUGGGACCACCAGUGCUUUUUAUCUUGCUGAAACCACAGACCAGAUAAUGAGUAGAUUAGCAUUUAUUAGUUCAACAUCCACCUCCUCGAGAUGUGUAUAUAUACACGCACGCGCACACUUUCUAUUUGUUCUGCCAUCAGGAUUCGAGCAGAUAAAUUCUCAGAGCCUGAGCACUGGCUUGCGAUCAGGUUUUGCUUCAGCUAUCAUAAUGAAUACGAUUUCUAUGGAUACAUCCGUAAGACAUUCAGGAAGAUGACACUUAAGGACAAAAUCUUGUGCUAUGUUAUGCAUACAAACCUCUUCAUAACAGAUGACGAUAAACUUACAGGAGCGCUUAAAAAUUUGUCAACCUGUCAUGUACGCUUGACAUAUCACCUGAGUAAAAUGAAUUAAGAUUGAUAGAAGGUUACAAUGUAAGAUUAUAUAGAAAGUGACAAUUAAUUAGAAGUUAUAUGAGUUGAUUUAGGUCUUAAGUUACCUUGACACAUCUUGUUCAUAUGGUCCACCUCCCAUUCCAUGCCAUGUAGAUCAUGUUGAUCCUCAUAAAGUCUUCAUUCCCAAUUCCAUAAAAAUAUUCUCUUUAUCUGGAGGGACCCCUGCAUCAUGAACUUUUUUUUCUUCAGUAGAAUAGUAGCAGAAUCAGGGCAGUUAAUCAUUAACAUAUGUUAGGCUAGUUUAAAAAUUUGACAAAGCGAGAUAUUUUACAGUAAGUAAUAAUGCAGACAACGUGCCUGUGGUGUACAGAACCGUUUCUAGCUUCAUGUUUACAGAGAGCUUUAAGUAGCCACUUAAAUGCGUCCAAAGUAGCUAAAGUAAGCAAGUCAAUUAAUAUUAACUGUAAACAAUGUAUGCAUUCAUAAAGCGACACACUGGGAGAUAUUUAAGCAAUAUGACAAAAGCAAGAGUGCAGGUUUACAGAAUAUUAGCGCAACCUUGAUUCGCCAUAGAUAAUCCUGGCCGUGGCCAUAUUGUGUAUAACUGCCCAGUUGUGAGUACAAUAUUGCUUUUAUUUAACAGUUGUUUAAUCAAGAAAUGAAUAUUGAGUCAGUGAAAUUCUGGAAACAAUAUGGCUAAAAUUAGAAAUAGAUAUAUUUCUAAUAAUAGAUACAUUUUCUAUCUAGCUUUCUGUCCACUCUUUAUCAUCUUUAACUAACAAGCUUUCUUUUUUCAAUCCAUUACAUAUAGUUUGCCAUAUCUAGUCAUGAUUUCUUUCACACCACUUUAGCAACUGUUUAUAACUAGGAAGUGGAAUUCUAAAUGGCGAACAUAAAUGAGCAGAGUGAUUUACAGUGAAAAGCCUCACUGAGGUUAUAGGAAAUAUAGGCACUCCCUAAAACCAUUCAACCAAUUAAGUUAGUGAACUGGAGUUAACUGUUGUAUAAGAUAUAUUACAAAUACUGAGUGAAGAAAAGGUGGAUUUUAGGUGGAUGUAGUAGCCCAUCUGCUGUAUUGAUUCCAUUUAGAUGAAGGUACACCUGAAACCACUAAAACGAGCUGCUAGGACGUAUGCUGUAUGACUGUAUGUUGUCAUGCGUCUACUCCCUAUUACAUUCUUACUCAACGCAUUCAUUAGGUAGUUUCCUUUAGCACAAGUCAUGUGUGACAGAACCUUGACCAUUUUGUUUUUAAUGUCGUCCUGCCCCACUAAAAUAUGUGGUCAUAAGCCUUUGCUGACUUGACAUCAAAACGGACAGAUGGUGCCUGUUGAAAUAAGCUUUGAAAAAGGCUUCUAUUAGAUGUCACAACCUGUUUACAGAAGAACAAGAGUUACUUUAGCCAUGUGACGCCCGAUUACUUUUAUCUUUACAUAUCUAUCGUUUUUUUUUUAAAUAAAAAAUGUUUUUCAAAUUUAGAGAAAAAUGACAAAAAUAUUUGCUAAAUGAUUAUAAAAUGUGGCCACACAAUUUCCACAAUAAUAACACGCUAUUACACAGAAAUAUUGAGAAGAAAGGUGCACAACAUUAUAGUUUGUCUCAAUGGGUUAAGAAUGGUUUUUUUUUAUUUAUUUAUUUAUUUUAAAAAAUUUUUUGCUUUGCUUUUAAAAAAAUGUUAGAAAGGAAGUUCUGACUUUCCAUGUACAUAUUCAGUACAUGCUGCAUCUGCAAACAAGGUCUUGGCUAAAAGCCGUUGAUUGUUAUUUCUGGCGAAUGGGAGUGAAAUGUGAGCCCAACAUCCUGUAAGAGGACAAAAUUGGAAAAGAUAUGAAGGAGGAAGUAUGGACACCUGGGGCCGUGUCUGAGAGGAAUAACCUCUGAGCUCAGGCCAACAGAGUUGCACUGGCAGAAACUGCCUGCUGUGAAUGCAGCCAACACAACGGCUUCCCUUCAACAUGGCCACAUGGCCGCGUUAGAGAGGUCGAAGUGCCUGCCCUGGGAGGAAAGAGCCCUAUAGAGAUGCCUGAUUGAAGAUGGUGGAGGGGGAGGUCUACAUGCACACAACUAGAAUGAAGCACAGUUGUAAUGACUGAGAAAAAGGAGCUUUUAUUAUAUCAAACUGAGGCCAUGAGGAAUCCACAUUCACAUUUGCAAAUGAACGCUGAGUGUUAAAUGGCAGCAACGAAAACAAAGGCAUGUUAUGAUCAUCGCAAACACACGCAGGGCAAAUGAAAGAACCCAAUUUGCAUCUUGUGAUUAAAAAGGUUGGGAUGAUGUUUAAGCAUAUUUGACAUUCAGAGGUGAAACUUGACUGCAUUUAGGAAAGAGAGCAAUUCUGACUUAAUAUUUGGUUGUUUACAGUUUGUCACAAUGUUAAUAGCUCUCAUUUGAGCGCUCCAGUUGAUUUGCACACAGCAUGUUUGCGUUUUUUGCAAUUACUUAUUUCUGCAUUAGCUCUUGUCAUUCAGUCCAUGGUUCACUGAAACAACACCAAUAAAGACAACUGCAAAACUA
Molecule: messenger RNA, 6047 nt
Organism: Tachysurus fulvidraco (yellow catfish)
Lineage: Eukaryota; Metazoa; Chordata; Actinopteri; Siluriformes; Bagridae
Gene: smyd5
Product: SMYD family member 5
Exons: 13
Coding region: 67-1308 (413 amino acids)
Molecular function (GO): histone H4K20 methyltransferase activity; protein binding
Source: RefSeq, a predicted model, not a curated record